Osmerus eperlanus (European smelt) is the source of this 6640-nucleotide messenger RNA. It is a transcript of the gene mtmr3, whose product is annotated as myotubularin related protein 3. Bases 390 to 4115 code for a protein of 1241 amino acids. The record is from RefSeq and is a predicted model, not a curated record. Gene Ontology annotation, biological process: phosphatidylinositol dephosphorylation; regulation of autophagy. Lineage: Eukaryota; Metazoa; Chordata; Actinopteri; Osmeriformes; Osmeridae. The transcript has 23 exons. Gene Ontology annotation, cellular component: cytoplasm; membrane. Gene Ontology annotation, molecular function: phosphatidylinositol-3-phosphate phosphatase activity; protein phosphatase binding; metal ion binding.
AUAUUGGGUUGGAGAUUUGCGGCGAUGGCGACUCGGCUCUACAACGGGACGAAUUUAAACUGGCCUCGGAUAUGACUAAUGUUUAUUCAUUUAAGGCUAAUUUAUCGCAAUUUUUGUGCACGGAUUAUCGACCGAAUCGUUGGCUUUUAGAUUCUCAUUCCUUCCCUGUCGAUGAUUCUAACUCAGCUUAUGGAGACAUGCCCUUUCAAGUCAGGAUAUUUGCUCUUACCGCUGCAUCUAAUUACAUGCCCUUGCUCUAACCGGUACUACCACAACAGGAUCAUCAGGAUAACACCCCCUCUCCAGCUUCUUGUGAUUGGCAGAGUUUUGGCUCCAGUGAGGAAGACCUGUGUUCCUUAUCCAGUGACCCACACUCCUUCACUGGGGCCAUGGAGGAGGAGGAGGGGCAGCAGAGCUUGGAGUGCAUCCAGGCCAAUCAGAUCUUCCCCAAGAAGUCCCCAGUUCUGGAGGAGGAAGACCUACAGGUGCCCUACUCCGAGCUGCACGGGGAGUCCACGCUGUACGUGGGCAGAGCCGAGGACGCCGUCAUCUCCCUGUCCACCUACCGGCUCCACAUCAAGUUCAAAGAGUCCGUCGUCAAUAAUUGUUGUUGUGAGGUGUCAGUUCCCCUGCAGCUCAUCGAGAGCGCAGAAUGCCGCGACAUGUUCCAGCUCCACGUCACCUGCAAGGACUGUAAAGUCGUCAGGUGCCAGUUCUCCACGUUCGAGCAGUGCCAGGAGUGGCUGAAGCGCCUGGCGUUGGUGGUGCGCCCCCCCUCCCGCCUGGAGGACCUGUUCUCCUUCGCCUUCCACGCCUGGUGUGUGGACGUGUACGCCGGGGAGAAGGAGCAGCACGGGGAACAGUGCCGACCAGGGGAGCAUGUGACCUCCUGGUUCAAGAACGAGGUGGAGAGGAUGGGCUUCGACACUCACAACGCCUGGAGGAUAUCUGACAUCAACAGCAAGUUCAGGCUGUGUGCCAGCUACCCUCAGCAGCUCCUGGUGCCUGCCUGGAUCACUGACAAGGAGCUGGAGAACGUGGCAGCCUUCCGCUCCUGGAAGAGAUUCCCUGCUGUGGUGUACAGGCACCAGAGCACAGGGGCUGUGAUCGCCCGCUGUGGCCAGCCGGAGGUCAGCUGGUGGGGCUGGAGGAACGCAGACGACGAGCACCUGGUCCAGUCCAUCGCCAAGGCCUGCGCCGUGACGCCGGCCACGGUGGAGGGCGGCGGCGCCCGCAAACACCUGACCAACGGCUCCUACACCAACGGCACGGACCUGGGCGACACGGACUUCGAGUCCUCCAUGACCAACAGCUCGGAGGUGGAGACAUUGGCUAUCCAGCCCCACAAGCUGCUCAUCCUGGACGCCCGCUCCUACGCCGCCGCGGUGGCCAACCGGGCCAAGGGCGGGGGUUGUGAGUGCCCAGAGUACUACCCCAACUGUGAGGUGGUGUUCAUGGGCAUGGCCAACAUCCACUCCAUACGCAAGAGCUUCCAGUCUCUGCGCUUUCUCUGCACCCAGAUGCCUGACCCAGCCAACUGGCUGUCGGCUCUGGAGAGCACCAAGUGGCUGCAGCACCUGUCCUUGCUGCUGAAGGCCGCCCUGCUGGUGGUAAACGCUGUAGACCGCGACCGCCGGCCCGUCCUGGUCCACUGCUCCGACGGCUGGGACCGCACGCCCCAGAUCGCCGCCCUGUCCAAGCUGCUGCUGGAUCCCUACUACCGCACCAUCGAGGGCUUCCAGGUGCUGGUGGAGACCGAGUGGCUGGAUUUUGGUCACAAGUUUGCAGACCGCUGUGGUCACGGGGACAACUCGGAGGACUUGAACGAGCGCUGCCCGGUCUUCUUGCAGUGGCUGGACUGUGUGCACCAGCUGCAGAGGCAGUUCCCAUGCUCUUUUGAGUUUAACGAGGCCUUUCUGGUAAAACUGGUGCAGCACUCCUACUCCUGUCUGUUCGGCACGUUCCUGUGCAACAGUGGGAAGGAGAGAGAGGACCGCCAUGUUCGGGAGAGGACCUGCUCCGUGUGGUCUCUGCUGCGACCAGCCUACCGCGCCUUGAGGAACAUGCUCUACUCCUCCCACUCCGAAACCGUGCUCCACCCAGUUUGCCACGUGCGUAACCUGAUGCUGUGGACCGCGGUCUACCUGCCUAGCUCCUCCCCCACCACCCCCUCGGACGACUCGUGCGCGCCCUACCCCGUGCCAGGUGCCAACCCCGAGGAUGCACCUCUGGGCAGACGUCCGAAAACCCGCUCGUUUGAUAACCUUCCCAGCGCGUGUGAGUUGGGAUCCAGCCCGGCCCCGAACCGGCGCUCCAGUGACCCGAGCCUGAACGAGAAGUGGCAGGACCACCGGCGCUCCCUGGAGGUCAACAUGGCUGUGGGGCCCGAGGGGACCCAGGAGCAGGAGGGUCGGGCCUGCAGCCAGCCCGGCGCGGGGCCUCCGGCGGGGGAGCCGGUCGCCCCGGAGGAGGAAGGCCCACCAGGGCCGCAGACGGAGCCGAAGCAGGGGGCGGAGCCUGCGGCCGCAGAGUCUGCCGAGGAGGCGGAGCUGUCCGUGGCGGGGGGAGUGGCCGAGGGUCAGAUGGUGAACAUCCUCCACGAGGCCACCAAGGAGGAGGCCAGCGCCGCCCUAGCCCAGGCUGCUAGCGUCGCUAUUGGAGGAGAGAAGGAGAAGGAGGCUAACGCCAAUGUUAUUGAGACUGAUAAAUAUGCUAAAGUCAAUGGUGUUGAGGCUCCACCAGCAGAGCCUCUCAGUAAUGGUCACCAUCCACAGAAUGGCACGUCCUCCCCAGGGGAGCCCCCCGUGCCCCCGGCCAGUCCUCCCCAGCCCCCUGCAUGCCCAGAAGAGAAGGAGGAGGCCGCUGCGGAGGCCCAGGAGCCAGUGGAGCAGGUCCUGGAGAACCGCACCGACCCAGAGGAGACCGACGACAGCCCCAGUCCGCCCAGCACAGCCCAGCCAGCCCCCGACACCCACAGGACUAUGACCAAUGGCUUUGGAGAGAGGACACCCGAGGAACCAGAGGCGGGAGAGAACCCUUGCACAGACCCCGACUCCAGCACCGCCCUCCCAGAGCCCCUGGAGCCCCCUGAUAAGAGGCCCUCCCUCAUGGAGAGCUCCACAGAGACUUUAACUGAAGAAGCCUGCAUCCGGCCCCCAUCCCCACCCCAGGUCCCAGCCAACCACACCCCAGAGCCCUGCGCCGAGGGCAGGAGCCAGCCGCCCUGCCCCAGGAGAGAGAACGGGCUGGCCGAGCCGUGGGCCUCCAGGACUUUAAACGGCGGCAGCAAGCGGCCCUCCCUCAGUGCCUUCCAGCCGGCCAGCGCCGAGCACAGCCUGUGCAACGGCGGCAGCCUGGACGGCGAGCCCAACUGGGCCCGGGUGAACGGGGAGCGCGCCCCCCUCAGCAGGCAGGUGUCCCAGGCCAGCUGCGGCUCGCUGACCCCCCACCCCCGGGGCUCCCAGCACCGCUGCCUCCACGCCCUGCUGGGGCGCCCCGCCUCCAGCCCCGAGCAGCCGGCCGGAGGGCGCAGCCUCCUGGACGACGACGGCCUCACCCUGCACACGGACGUCAUCCAACAGCGGCUGCGGCAGAUCGAGGCGGGCCACCAGAUGGAGGUGGAGACUCUGAGGAGGCAGGUGCAGGAGCUGUGGAGCCGCCUGGAGAGCCAGCACGGGGGCUCCCUGCGCCUCAACGGGGACAUGGGGGACGAGCUGACCUCGAUGACGGACUCGGAGUACAGCAUGGACCCCAACUGCAUGUCGCGCUGCAGCACCGAGCUGUUCUCCGAGGCCAGCUGGGAGCAGGUGGACAAGCAGGACGCUGAGGUGACCCGCUGGUACCCGGACCACUUGGCAGCCCAGUGCUACGGGUGUGAGAGUAGGUUCUGGCUGGCUGCCAGGAAACAUCACUGCAGUGGCAGAGAGCCUGUCCAAGAGGCCUGGAACUGUGGGAAUGUGUUCUGUGCCAGCUGCUGCGACCAGAAGAUCCCCGUGCCGAGCCAGCAGCUGUUUGAGCCCACCCGCGUGUGCAAGACCUGCUUCGGGAACCUCCAGCUCACCGCCGCUCCCGUGGAGCUGGAGCUGGAGACGCCCAUCCCAGCCAGCUCCGACUAGCCAGACCCCUCCUGGACUGGAGCAGAGCCCCUCCCCUCCCCCCCCCCCCCCACACACACACACACACACUCUGCUGGGGAGCAACAGAAUGUCCCAUGUACGCACGCGCGUGUGUUCUGAAAAUGAGGAUUUUCAUGUGUGUAUAUAUAUAUAUACAGUGGCGGAUGUUGCUCGUGGGCAGGUUUACCGUGUCGCCAAGAGACUUUUGAAUGGUGGAUAUGCACGGGAGGGAAUGGACAAGGUGGGACAGAACUGCGGGGAGAUGGGACUGCACCCCGAGGCACAGGAGGAGCGCUGGGCUGACGGGCUGCUCUGGCCAGGCAGGCACGAGGAGGGACAUCUACAACAGAACACUCAUUUGUUCAUCUAUGACAUAUUACAGAGAUUCUCUCCCCCCCCCCCCCCCCCCUAUACAUCCCCGUGUACCGUCGUGUCGAGUUGACGUUUCCUUUUCUGAUCGUUUGAGUUCAGGAGAGACGUUUUGGAGACGAGGAGUCGUCGCUCCUUCAUCAGACGUGGCCGGGACCAGAAGAGACCCUAGGGGAGUCUGUGAUUGAGAGAGUGUUGGGUUUAAAACGGCACUCAGAUGAUCGUCUUCUCCUGGCUUGUCUUACCAUUUGGCUCUUCCCAAACGCAACGCUACGCGAGAGGCCGAACAGGUGGACAUGGUGUCAGCUGGCGUUAUCUCUCCGCGCUACAGGACGCCUUGCCAGUUCCCAUCCGAGAGCUGGAGGAGGCUUCUGCCAGGGAGAGCCCUUCACUCCGAAUCAAGACUACCCCCCCUCGCCUGCGCUUGCCCCGCCGUCGUCUGUACAUUUCAUCAUGUUUGUUCGGUCUGUAAUAUCUAAGGUUUCAGUCAGAGGUGAUGCAAUGGUUGUUAUCCAGUCAUUAUGGGACAUGAACUCUCUACAGUUAAUACUCGGACUAAGUUUACAGUCGAGAACGGGGAUAGCUUCGAUUCUACACCGAUUUUGUCGAGCAUAACAUUCAAAUUUGUAAAGGGGAGGGGGGGGGGGGGGGUUGAAAUAUUGAAAUAUAAAUGUUAUGACACAUGUCCGUGGUUGACCCAAUGCCUCACCUCUGAUGUAUGUGCUGACCGAGAAGGAUUGAAUAUCAUACCGAGAUGUUUACUUCUGCGCUGGUGUUGAACCACAAGUGACACUAGAGGGUGCUGUUGGCUUGUUAGCUUAGCCUGCUCCUUAAGAAGCGUGUACUUCAAUCUCCCAAAGACGCCCUGCCCUCCCUUGCCCAAAGGCCCUUCACUGACAUCCUCGCAGACAAACAAUUUUGUAAAAUAAAUGAAUAAAGAAAUUAAAUAAUAUAUUCAGAUAAGUAUAUAGCAUUUAAAAAGUUGUAUAGAAUCCUUAAAUAGUGGCUCACUAAAUUAGUCACCAAAACGUUUUUUUUUUGGGGUUGUAUCUUUUCUUUGUUCCGUUGUUGAUCGCAGAGAAAGAACUAUAUUUACAUCCUAUUGAGAUCACAGGUGUGGAUAUUUUUUAAGGGGAACAGGUUGUCCUGUUUUAAUGCUGCAGUGGUUUUUCCCUUUUAAAUGCUAUCAGUUUUUUUCGUUAUUUAUUUACAUUGUCAAAUUGUUGUUCAAAUUGGGACAAUUCACUUGCCACAGGAUAAUCAGUGUUUAUUAGUAACUGCUCUGAAGGGCAAGUAAGAGAAGGCCCUUGUCAAUAAGAUGCCUAUGCACUUAGAUAACAGUGGUCCAAAACAAGCAAGCUGAGCCCAAACCGACCCCCUUUCCCCUCACACACACACACACACACUCCAUUGACACACACGCACACACUACCUCUACCAUGGACACAUACAAACAUACUCGUACACGCACAGAGACAGACGCUCACUGCGCUUGUAGUGGUUGAUCGAUUAUUGCGUUGCAGAUUUGCAUCAUCAAGAAUGGCCUUCGGAUAUUUCAGAAUUUGUGUUUUACAAGCAGUCAGCUGAAGUGUUAAAGGUACAACAUAAAAGCCUAGACUACGUUCAAGAUUGAUCCAGACUGCCAAUCUUUGAUUACUAAUCCAUAUUUUUUGUUAUCCUAGCAGUAGGCCUACACUAAACUCAAAAGAUUCACUUAGAUUCAGAUUCACGCUUCUAUAUUUUAGAGCCACUGUAUUUAGCUACAACACGGACAGCUAUGCAGGAACGGCAAUCCCUGUCAUUAGCCUGACUAUAUAGCAUUUAGCUUGUAUGUUUGACAGUUGGAAGUGGGCGAACCUCUGCUGCUGAUAACUAAGACCUUGAAGCGCCAAACAAGAUCUGAGCCCAAGUCCCUUUAGGGGUAGGGUGGUAGCUGGCCUGCUGUGACAUCACAGUCGAUGGUGAGAGGGCAAGCCCAGGACUGCUCCACCAUCACUGACGAGGGAUGCCCAUCUUGUCGAUCCAACAAUCCAUGAAUGUGAAUUUUAAAGGAAAGUGAUCCAUCAUUAUCAUUUUUACAAUUUGCACAGUACAGUAUAUCAAAGUAGACACUGCCUCACAAGUACAUCGAAAUAAAGUUGAAUAUGAAAGUCCAA